GUGAAUCAGAUAAUAUGCAAAGUUAGCAUCGCUGGAUAGAAUCUUUCCAUUUCAACUUGCCUCGUCACAUCCUUUUCAGAACGGACUAAGAAACGAACAUGCCAGCUUCACCAAGUUCCACAUCUGUAGGCGGGGGUCGUUCCCCAUCAGCAUCAAAGAGUGUCUCACCAAGAUCUGGUGGUGGGAGCACAGUAAGACAAAGAAAGACCCCAGCAUCUGGUGGUGGGGCAGUGAAGAAGUCCAUGGGUAGCAGUGCUGGCAUGUGGAGGUUUUAUACAGAGGACUCACCAGGAAUCAAAGUAGGCCCAGUUCCAGUGCUAGUGAUGAGUUUGUUGUUCAUUGCCUCUGUCUUUAUGCUGCACAUAUGGGGAAAAUACACUAGAGGCUAAAACCACUGCAAAGUACAAAUUACUUAAAAUUUAAGACUAUCAUAAAGACUAAGAAUUAGUGAUUAUAUCCACAUGGAAAGAAAACCAACAGAAGCUUGCACAGGACAUGAAGUGAGACAAAUAUGAAGGACAUCUUUGGUGAUAUGUAUGUCACAGGUUCUCCAAACUUACCACCGGAGAAAGAUGAAAAAGAUGUCAAAGUUAUGACAGAGCAAAGCCAUUGAUCAUCCAUUCCAAGUGUAUCCAUUCAACAUUUCAAUGGCUAGAUCUUUAUCUGUAGUGACUGUAAUUUGUUAAGAAAAAUGAGAUGGCAGAUUGUGCUGGAGCAGAAAACUCUGGAAGUGGUUAAUUGUCCAUAUUGUAUAGUUUUGACCAAACAAAUAAAUUAAAUUUUAUUAUA
Molecule: messenger RNA, 789 nt
Organism: Lingula anatina
Lineage: Eukaryota; Metazoa; Brachiopoda; Lingulata; Lingulida; Lingulidae
Product: protein transport protein Sec61 subunit beta
Biological process (GO): intracellular protein transport
Cellular component (GO): Sec61 translocon complex
Source: RefSeq, a predicted model, not a curated record